AUGCCUAAAACUAUGGCGACAUCCGUGGCCGUACAUCCGCCGACCGUCCACCCGACUCGUGAUCAUGGCCUUGCUCGUCCUACCUCCAAACAUGUCAACCUUUCACCUCCUCAUCACCACGGCCGAUCGGCCUCAACGGCGUCUCCUCCUGCUAUCGAACGUCGGUCGGAAUCGUUGAUGGCAUUGACCACGACGGCCACACGACGCCCUCCUCCCGCUGCCCUACCUCACCCUGACAAACCUUCGGAUCCAUCCAUCCCGUUCUGUACACACUGGCGGGACUAUUAUCCCGGUCCACCCCUCGAUCCCGAAACGAUCUUACCUAAACCCACGUCUAAACAACGAUUCUACUCUACCAAAUGGAAACUGGACAAUCCUAAUCCAAAAACUCGGGAAGGGGCAAAGGCUUUCUACGGGUCCGGUAUGGGUAUGGGAUACCCCGGUAUGAUGGGUGGUAUGGGCGGUAUGGGCGGCAUGGGUAUGGGCGGUAUGGGUGGAAUGGGCAUGGGCAUGGGAUAUCCCGGUAUGAUGGGGAUGAUGAGUGGAAUGGGGAUGAUGCCGGGGAUGAUGGGUGGAAUGGGCUACGGCAUGCCCAGAUAUAUGCCUGGAGGAAUGUACGGAGGUAUGGGAGGAUACGGAGGUUAUGGAGGGAUGUACGACCCAAUGAUGGGCUACGGUACGCCACCUGCCGCUCUCUUUGUAGACGACAAUCCCGAUGCUCAUCGUAUCGAACACGCUUACCGACAAUCUAUGCCAGAUUCCUACGGUGUCGGCCUGGGUAUGAUGGGCGGUAUGGGAGGCGGGAUGGGCGUCAACGCCAUGCCAGGCUCCCAGAUGCUAUUGUACGGCCGGGGGAUGGGCUACGGGGGAUGGUACGCCUAA
Kockovaella imperatae is the source of this 882-nucleotide messenger RNA. RefSeq lists its product as hypothetical. The transcript is spliced from 8 exons. The coding region runs from base 1 to 882 and encodes 293 amino acids. The record is from RefSeq and is a predicted model, not a curated record. NCBI's taxonomy places the organism in Eukaryota, Fungi, Basidiomycota, Tremellomycetes, Tremellales, Cuniculitremaceae.